AUGAGUAGCUUUGACCUCGACAAUGAACCAGAAGAGAAAGCAAAGCUGAUCAAACAAGUCAUUGACCUUCAAGAAGGACUAAAAGCUCUUAUAGACAGGGUAGAAUCAGUAAAGAAAGACCAUGAAAAAAUACAAUCAAGCAAUCAGAUCUUACAGACAUAUAUAAAUAAUUUAAUGUCAUCGAGUGUGUUAUCGUCUUUAGGAGCAAACAGACAGAGCCUUUUGGAAAAGUAUGAGAAACGAAAGAAUGCGAAUGGUUGA
Paraglomus brasilianum is the source of this 261-nucleotide messenger RNA. The record is from the annotation of a GenBank genome assembly. NCBI's taxonomy places the organism in Eukaryota, Fungi, Glomeromycota, Glomeromycetes, Paraglomerales, Paraglomeraceae.